Molecule: messenger RNA, 1644 nt
Organism: Camellia sinensis
Lineage: Eukaryota; Viridiplantae; Streptophyta; Magnoliopsida; Ericales; Theaceae
Source: RefSeq, a predicted model, not a curated record
AUGCCUCUGAAGGCGGCGGCCGCCGCUUGGCGGAGACGGUCUCCCAGAGCCACCGCCAGAAAAUCCACCCGCCCAGUCUCUUCCUCCAUAUCCACCUCCGAUGCUUCCUCUUCUACUCCACCAGUGCCCUCCCCUAAAAUCGAAACCACCUCUGAAUCCAACGCCAAUGAAGUUUCUCCCACAAAACCCCUAGAAACCGCCUCGUUUAUCUCCCCUGAAACUCCCAAAGAAGCUGAGAAGAUUGCUGAGACAAACCCUAAAAAUAGCGAAGAAAUGGGGCGAGAUGAGAAUCCAUAUGAGAAGGUUUAUGAAACCGCUGUGAUUGGAGAUGGUGUGACGAUGGCGACGAAGAAGAAGGGAGCUAAAACUGUGGUGAAGAAGACAGUGAGGGUAGUGAAGAAAGUGGUGAAGAAGAGGGUGCCAAAAAAGGUGCAGGCUUCCUCGUCGAAUGAAGAGUCGGUGAAAUCAGAAGUGGAUAAUGAUGGUCAAAACCCUAAUUCUAGUGUUUUGGGUGCAAUAGGUGUUGAGAAGCCUAAACCUCUUAUGUCUGAUUCAAUGGAAGCAGAGAAUCUUAAGCCUGAUCCUAAUGAUUCUGUGUCGUUGGAAGUCGAAAUUCGUAAUUCUGAUGUCGCUGUUUCGAUGGAAGCUGAAAAUCCUAAUUCUGACCCUGCCAAUUCUAUUUCAAUGGCAGUUGAAGACUCCAUUUAUAAUGUUACUGGUUCAAUGGAAGUUGAUAAGCCAGAGGAGGCUGAGGCUGAGGCUGAGGCUGCUGAAGCAAAAGAUAAUGAUUCUUUGAAUCAUCAAAACUUAUCUGAAGCUCCAGUUUCGGAUUUGAUUGAGGAUAAGAAAAAUGGGAAUGAAGGUGAACUGGUUGUUUCCACAACUGAAGUUCAGUUAGGAGAUCAAAAAGUGGGAUUAGUUCCAAACCAGGGAGAUGAAAUUGAGAUUGAGAAUGUGGAUUCUGAAGGUGAUGAGGGCAAGAAGGGAGCAAAGCAAGAGGUGGAGAAUUGUGAUGUUAGUGGUUUGAAGGGGGAAUUUGGGAUGGGUGAUGGCUUAGUAUUGAGUGCGGAAAUGGAGGCAUUGGAGCGGCGUAAGAGGCGCAAGACUGAGAUUUUCAUUGGUGGGUUGGACAAGGAUGCAAAGGAGGAAGAUGUCAGGAAAGUUUUUCAGCAGGCAGGUGAGAUUGUGGAGGUGAGUUUGGUGAUGAAUGAUAAGACAGGUAAGAAUAAAGGUUUUGCAUUUGUCCAGUAUGCUUCAGCUGCUGAUGCUAUGAAGGCAUUAGCAAAAUUUUCCAAAGUUGAGAUUUGUGGAAAGCAAUGUAGCGCUACACCUGUCGAGGGCAAUGACACAAUUUUUCUCGGUAAUAUUAACAAGAAGUGGAAGAGUGAAGAUAUUGGAAACCUCAGAAGAAUGUCUUCGAAAAGCUGCUUAGCCUUUAAAGACUUCAAAGCAGCAUCGGCAUCUACGGCCCUCCGCUCGGCCAUGAACAUCAGUGCUUCGGCCUUCUUCUUUGCAUCUUCCAUCUCCUUUAUAUCCUCUCCGGCCGCCUUCAAGGACAUAUCAGCAUCAGCCAACAUGUUGAUCGUCUUAACCUUCUCUUGCUCCUCACGAUGCCGCCUUUCAUCCAUGAUGUGCAUCCUCUGA